Rosa rugosa (rugosa rose) is the source of this 1006-nucleotide messenger RNA. RefSeq lists its product as uncharacterized. The transcript has 5 exons. The record is from RefSeq and is a predicted model, not a curated record. Lineage: Eukaryota; Viridiplantae; Streptophyta; Magnoliopsida; Rosales; Rosaceae. Bases 1 to 936 code for a protein of 311 amino acids.
AUGGGGGCUAUUGUAUUUGGGAAGACAUCCAGACUUCAAAUAGAGGCAGUGAGGAGACUUUGUACUAAGCAACAAAGUGAAACGCCGGAUGCAAUAUCAAGGCCUGAUGUUUGGCUUCGUGCGUAUGAAGCAAAGCAAAAGCAAGGGUCAACUGAGGAAGCUGUGGAUUCAGAAAUAGUGAAACAAGUGAAAAAGUACAAGGAAGAAGAAGAAACAGUUUCUGGACCAUCUUCUAUAAAGAAUGAUGCUGUUGUGAAAGUACUUGGUCCAGAUCCACGAGGACGAGUAAGAGGGUAUGGGUUCGGUGCGCUAACUUCAAAAGUUGAUGCUCAAUCACAUGUAAGUAACAAGGUCACAAUGUUAGAGAAUGCUCUUGCUGCUCAAACACAAGUGGUAGACAACUUGCAAGAGAUGAUGAGAGGCCUUUGUGCUCGGCUAGACCAAGGAGGAAUUAACAAUGAACACACUAGUGCACAACAAUCUGCUACUGAGAUUGGAAAUAGAAAACGUAAAGAAAAUCCAUGUGUUAGAAGUACUGGUAGUGAUAUAGCACAGAGCAAACAGAAAGAUGCAAGUGUUAGAAGUUCUUAUAAUGAGAUAGAAAAUGGCAGCCCAAUUCAGCAAAGUUUUAAUGGAAAGAAGCAACUUUCUAGACAAGAUAACCCAAAAAAGGUCCAGAAGACAGAUUUGGGGAAACAAGUGCAGUUGUUAAGUUGGUUUGCUAAAGAAGUAGUUGUUGCAAGUGCUAGUAUUAUAUCAAAAGAUCCACAAGUUGAGGUGCAUCAUGUGCCUCUUGGCCAUGAUUGUUGGAAAGUAUCGGUGCAUGAAGUUUUUCAUGAUAUAGCCUUGUAUCGCUCCCCAAGUGAGUUUAGUAAACUUUAUGCAUCCACAAGAAGUAUGAUUGCAUGGCCUAUCAAGUACAUCAAAGUGAAUUAGGCAUUUUGGAGGUAAUUGCUUCUAUUUGCUUAUGAUACAUUAAUUGCUGAAUUAGAAUUUUAGCUGCAUG